AUGAAGCGGCUGGCGCUCCUCGCCGUCCCCGCCCUCCUCCUCCUCUCCCUCUCCUUCCUCCUCCUCAGGCCCACCUCCCCGCCGCUCCUCCCCUCCAUCCCCGACCACCGCGCCCGCCUCAGCGUCUACGUCGCCGACCUCCCCCGCGCGCUCAACCACGGCCUGCUCGACCUCUACUGGUCGCUCCCGGCCCCCGACUCCCGCAUCCCGGCCUCCUCCGACCCGGACCACCCGCCCCCGCGCGGCGGCCACCCGCCCUACCCCGCCAGCCCGCUCAUCCGGCAGUACAGCGCCGAGUACUGGCUCCUCGCCUCCCUCCUCCGCAAUCCCGCCUCCGGCUCCGCGGCGGUGAGGGUCGUCGCCGACUGGAGGGAGGCCGACGUCGUCUUCGUCCCCUUCUUCGCCACGCUCUCCGCCGAGAUGGAGCUCGGGUGGGGCGCCACCAAGGGCGCCUUCCGCAGGAAGGAGGGGAACGCCGACUUCCGACGCCAGCGGGAGGUCGUCGACCGCGUCACCGCUCACCCGGCCUGGCGCCGGUCCGGCGGCCGCGACCACAUCUUCGUCCUGACAGACCCUAUGGCAAUGUGGCAUGUCCGGGCGGAGAUUGCUCCAGCAAUUCUAUUGGUGGUUGAUUUUGGCGGCUGGUACAAGCUCGAUUCAAAAUCUGCAGGAAGCAACUCUUCUAAUAUGAUACAACACACUCAAGUGUCAUUGCUGAAAGAUGUUAUUGUACCUUACACACAUUUGCUCCCCACCCUGCACCUGUCAGAAAACAUGGACCGCCCCACUCUUCUGUACUUCAAGGGAGCCAAGCACAGGCACCGGGGUGGUUUGGUACGUGAAAAAUUGUGGGACUUGAUGGUUAAUGAGCCUGAUGUUGUCAUGGAAGAAGGUUUUCCCAAUGCCACAGGGCGUGAACAAUCAAUUAAAGGGAUGCGGACAUCGGAGUUCUGCUUGCACCCAGCUGGUGACACCCCAAGUUCAUGUCGUCUAUUUGACGCUGUUGCCAGUCUUUGCAUACCCGUCAUUGUGAGCGAUGACAUCGAGCUUCCUUUCGAAGGGAUGAUAGACUACACAGAAUUCUCCAUUUUUGUGUCAGUCGGUAACGCAAUGAGACCGAAAUGGCUAGUGAACUACUUGAGGAAUAUCACCAAGCAGCAGAGGGAUGAAUUCCGACGAAACCUGGCUCGAGUCCAGCAUAUCUUUGAGUACGAAAACAGUCCUCAUAGUGAAGAUGGCGCUGUUCACUACAUAUGGAAGAAGAUUCAUCAGAAGUUGCCGAUGAUUCAAGAAGUGGUUACCCGGGAGAAACGGAAACCUGAAGGAGCAUCAAUCCCACUUCGGUGCCAUUGUACAUGACCACCUCUCUUCUUCCACUACAAGGCGAUUCUGAUUUUAUUUGUUUGUAGCUGCAAAUGUAACAUUAAGCCACAUUGCCUUUUUUUUUGGUUUUGUACUAUUCAGGGACGGCCACAUUGCUUGAUUGUUGUUGUAUGAGGUUAGUUUCUCCACUGAAGAAAUUGUCCAUUGGAAAGGAAUUGAGAAUUCCUGACAUUUUUCAGAAGAGAGAAAACUAAAUAUGGAUUGAUGUGUAAUGUUAAAAAAUGA
Messenger RNA from Lolium rigidum, 1608 nucleotides. Its product is annotated as probable arabinosyltransferase ARAD1. The record is from RefSeq and is a predicted model, not a curated record. Gene Ontology annotation, molecular function: glycosyltransferase activity. The coding region runs from base 1 to 1359 and encodes 452 amino acids. The transcript has 3 exons. Lineage: Eukaryota; Viridiplantae; Streptophyta; Magnoliopsida; Poales; Poaceae.